This is a messenger RNA of Thermothelomyces thermophilus ATCC 42464, 1283 nucleotides long. RefSeq lists its product as uncharacterized. Gene Ontology annotation, cellular component: cytoplasm; nucleus. Lineage: Eukaryota; Fungi; Ascomycota; Sordariomycetes; Sordariales; Chaetomiaceae. Bases 280 to 1272 code for a protein of 330 amino acids. The record is from RefSeq and is a predicted model, not a curated record. Gene Ontology annotation, biological process: tRNA wobble uridine modification. Gene Ontology annotation, molecular function: tRNA binding; S-adenosylmethionine-dependent methyltransferase activity. The transcript has a single exon.
GAGUGAAACAGGCGGUCAGGAAGAACUAACUACGCCCCUCCACCCCCCUCCGUCCCUUCCCCUAUUUUCCAAUCAAGGAGGAUUGGAAUCGCCUCGUUCCGUCCCAGCCCGCGUAGAGAUUCGUGGCGCGGCGGUGUGUGAAACCUGCUGUGGCCUAACUCGACGCGCACUGCCUCGGGGAACAGGCCAAUCUCGUUGCUUUCUUGGAUGUACCGCACCUCUUCCGUCCUCCCCAAAGAGAGACAGCAGCAGUAGCGGUGGCCCGAGGUCUUGGGAGCCAUGGCCUCAUCAUCUGCCACGCCGUCGGCAUUACCAUCUUUGUCAGCAACUGAAGCGGUCGCGAAACUAGCAGCGGCCGGUACCGAGACAGAGACGGGGCCAGCGGCCGCGGCCGCGGCUGAGGCACAAGCGGAGGCUUACGAGCGCGCACACGUCCACGGCGUCUACGAGGCGAUCGCCCCACACUUCUCGGCCACCCGCUACAAGCCAUGGCCCGCCGUCGGAUCGUUCCUGCGGUCUCAGGCACCCGGCGCCGUUGGGCUCGACGUCGGCUGCGGCAAUGGCAAAUACCUGGGCGUGAACCCAGACGUCUUCAUGGUGGGCUCCGAUCGGAGCCACUCGCUCAUCUCGCUCGCCAGGGACCGCUGCAUGCAACCCCAGACACGGCAGGGCGACGCAGCAGGGGCGGGAACCGGAGGGGAAGCUGGGCGCGGCGGCCGCCCUGUGGUGGGUGCCGACGUGCUCGUGGCUGACGGGCUGUCGCUGCCCUUCCGCGAGCAUGCUGCAGAUUUCGUCAUCUGCGUGGCCGUCAUCCACCACUUGUCGACUCGGGCGAGGCGGCAAGAGGCCAUCCGGCAGCUCCUGCGAUGUGUCAAGCUCGGAGAGGCUGACCGGACCGGCGGUCAGGUACUCGUCUACGUCUGGGCCCUCGAGCAGGGCACCAGCCGACGCGGAUGGGACGAGGGCGGUGAGCAAGACCUGCUGGUGCCUUGGGUACUCAAGUCUCAGCAGAAGAAGCAGCCGAAGCCGCAAAAGUCGCCCAGAGGAGACAAGGCCCAGGCUGUCGGCGACCGCGGCUCGGCGACUCAGAGCGGUGACGCAGGCUCUGACCCCGUAUUCCAGCGCUACUACCACCUCUACCGCAAAGGCGAGCUGGAAGAGGAUGUCCUCGCAGCAGGGGGUGUAGUCGUAUCGAGCGGUUACGAGAGAGACAACUGGUGGGUCAUGGCUACCAAUAAGCCUAUUCAACAGGUUCAACAACAACAACAAUAAAUGUCCAAUUC